Molecule: messenger RNA, 4719 nt
Organism: Phascolarctos cinereus (koala)
Lineage: Eukaryota; Metazoa; Chordata; Mammalia; Diprotodontia; Phascolarctidae
Gene: MAMLD1
Product: mastermind like domain containing 1
Biological process (GO): regulation of transcription by RNA polymerase II
Cellular component (GO): nuclear body
Source: RefSeq, a predicted model, not a curated record
GACAGUGAAUCAUUAGCAAACUGCAACGCCAGAAUGAACUUGUCUGGAACCUAAGAGGAGAAAGGGGGGAAGGGGGUGGGGGCACGCAAUCAGCCAGUCCCUUUAUCGGGGUUUGCAGCUGGGGGUUUUGUCACAUACAAAGCCAAAGUGGAACUAAAAGCUGGUGGAUCACCAGUUCAAGAUGCUGCUGGUUUCUCAGCUGAUAGAAGCACCGCGGAUGGAGCCCCACAUUACGAACCUCUUAGGAAUCACAAAUCAACUGGAGAAGCUCUAUCUGGGGUCAUUAUAAUGACUCGCCGAUAAGUGUACAAGUUCUGCCGGAGGCUGUCCCGAGGCUGGCUGUUAUGUGUCUGGGACGUUGUCACUACAUCACACACUUCCUCGAUUUCAGGAUUGCCCUCUAAGCCUGUCUAAUGGGAUUCUCUGUUGCUGACCCUGGCUUACUCUGACCUACUUCCUUCUUCUGUCCCAGCAAGCUGUCAGCAGCUAUCAGAGCACCAGGAGCCGAAAUCACCGGGCACUGAGGGGGAAAAGCAAGGAUGUCGCUGGUGAAUUCGCAGGGAUCCAUUAAGAGGAAACUGGAAGGAGACAGCUUUCCUGACAGCAGUUCAUUUGAUGACCUUUACCCUCAUGACAUUAAGAGACCUUGCCUUGAUGAUGUUACCCUUUCUAUGGGACAAAGUAGCAACCCCAGUAGCUCAUGUUCUGAGGUACAGAUGUCGCCAUUUUCUCUGGAUCGUAAGUCCUCGUCCAUUGGCAUGGCUGACCAUUCAGUCCUACUUGAAAAUAACCAGAUGAAUGACAAUGACAUUGGAUCUUCAUUCACCAUGCCACCAAAUACAGAAGUUGGACAGAAGGGGCCAAUGGGUGGACCAGACAGUAUGGUUCAUUAUGAUGAAAAAGGAAACAGUCUGCAGACUGUGGAUCAGGAGCUUCAAGAUCUCCUGGAAGAGCUAACCAAAAUGCCAGAUCCUUCUCCUAAUGAUCUAGACCUUGAAAAUAUCCUGGGGAGCAAGCCAGAAGAACCACUUGGCAUAGUUCAUACACCACCAGCCUUGAGGAGCACUCCUAAACCUUCUCCUCAGACAUCUCACUUGGAGAACCACGUUACCAGCAAGGAGUUUUCUCCUAGUUGCAGUCAGACAGUAACGAGCGGGUCACCUCAGAUGCGGCCCUCCUCUGCAGGAGCGAGCUAUCCAGUUCGUCCUCCUAACAAACCUACCACCUCCCCCAUUUCUUCGACAGCCCAGACAAAGUGCCAGCCCCGGAAUAUGCUAACUGGCUCCUUACCCACCUUGUCUGGACCUCAUUGGCAUCACGCCCACCAACUGAAGGCCCUGGCAGCCAGCAAGCAAGUAUCUUCUACAAAACAGCAAAUGCCAGCAUCCAGCUGGUCUACCAUGGCUUCUCCGGGCCUUUCUCCACCGUACCCACCAGGGUCAUCGCCACACCAACAGCCAUACAGCCCUCAGAGCAUCAUGGUGUCUGGCAUUUCGUCCACCACUUUGCCAGGGAGCAACCUCCAGACCUCUCCCACUGCCUUGCUUUCAAAUCUGUCUGUCAGCGGCAACUCUAGUGGCGGGCCCUCUGGGCCCUUUGGUUCGGAGAUGCUGUCCAGUCCCAUCCUCACUCAGCAGCAGCAGCAGUUCAGCCCUCCCAAUGUCAUGCUUUCCAACCUAAGCUCCACUGCCAUACCGACCACCAGUAUCAAGAGUCCUUCGAGCAGCUUGGUCUCAAGCAUGGCCACCACCAACCCAUCCUCGCCGUAUCGGCCAGACAAGCUCUCUAGCCCAGCUCUGCAUCAGCAAUCCUUCAGUCCACAGGGCACCCUGAUCUCAAAUGUCAGUAACCCUGCAGGCAUGCAGCAGCAGCAGCAGCAGCAGCAGCAGCCACCGCCGCCACCACCGCCACAGCCACAGCAGCAGCAGAACCCACUUUAUAAGACCAUGACCAACAACCCAUCGAAAAAUCUCAAUGUGAUCCUGCAGCAAGCUUCUGGUGGCCUGCAAUCUGGGCUUGUGAGUGAAGGCCCUGGAAAUCAGGAGCCCUUUUCCUUUGGCAACACCAAGCCCCUGUCCCACUUCACUUCCGAGGCAGCCCCUCAGAAGGUGGCAUCCAUGUCUGCGAGCUCAGGACAGCCAUCCCUGCUCCACUACCUGCAGCAGCCUCCACAGGCCUCCACGCAGCAACUGCAGGCCCCGCAGCCCAACAGUACCCAGUUUUUGCUGCAGCAGAUGAUGCAGCAGCCGCAGAGGAGCCAGCGACAUAUGUCACCUGCCUCUUUGCCUUCGCAGCCUAGACAGGAUGGGAAUCCCAGCAUUGCUGCCAGACUUCAGGAAGCAGGCCCUCUCCAGAGUGCAGGCAGCUCCAUUCCAGCAGCCACUGCGGCCACAGUGAAUGGAUGCAUGAGAAACCAUUUGCUCAAGCAGCAGAUCCUGCGCAGGCAGCAUAUCAUGCAGCAGGAAAAGCAGAGACCAAAUGUCAUGGCAGUGCCAUCUGACCAGCGGGCUCCCUUUCUCUGCCAACAGAUGAGUCAGUUUUCAACCAUGCCACAGCAGAUGACUUCUGACUGUGGCCAGUCCAUGCCGACUCCCUCACCUAAUCCUCGCAGGAUGCCAUCCACACCUGGGAUCCUUCAGAGCACCUUGACCCCUGGAAUCAGUUCAACUACUGGAAACCAGAGCACAGGGGGCAUGGUUAUGAUCCCCCAGGCCCCAGGGAAACAACAGGGUAUUUUUCCCUCUGGCUCCGACUUUAAUGUCCCCAUUCGACAGAACCAAACUUCAGCUAGUCUGAGCUCCGUCAGCCAGACGGUUCACAGCAGUCAUUCAGCAGUCAAGCCUGGAAUGACCCUGCCUGGGUUCAGUUCCAGCUCCUUAGCAAACCAAUCUGCAAGCCCUCACCAGUUACGGCAGCCCAAUAUUCCCCGGAUCUCCAACAUGUAUCCCAAUUCCUCCCCUCAGGCCUGGAUCUCUACAGUGGCCUCUCGAAUGCCCAAUCAGAGCCAACUAGACACCAGCAUUCAGCAGUUCUCCACCAACCCUCUUUUCUCCAAACAAAAUGUGAGAUCCACUCUAACAGGUCAACAGUUUUCACCUCAGUCAGUGAUACCCCCCAAUCAGAUUGCCCCUGGAGUCAGGCAGAUUCCAAAAGUGAACAUAGGCCAGCCUGCUCAAAGCCUCAACAUGCUCAACAGCCAGAGUCUGAGGCAAAGUCUAACCAGAACCCCAUUGCCAGCUAUGAAUGUCAUGAAACCCCUCCCCCAAAGCGUGUCCAGUUUCAACCCAAUCAGCCCAGCCCAAGGCAUCGAGCCACCGAGCUAUCCCAUCACAAGCCAGGCGUCUGGGACCUUCAGUAGGAUGGGUGCUUCGGCCGAGCUGCCCCAGUAUGAUUUUGGCCCCCAGCAGAAUGAGUCCAUUUUGCCAGACAGUUGCAGUGAGACAGACUUCAUCGAUUCCCUCAUGAAAAGCAGCAGCAACAAUGAUGAAGAGUGGCUGAACAACUUGAGAAUGAUCGAUGACAUCUUGGGGCAGCACACUCAGAGCUCUGGUCACGUUUAGCUCUCAGCAGGUACCCAGAUUUGAUCCCCUUCUUCCCUGGCUGGGGGGGGGGGUGAGGGAAAACAAAACAGAAAAACACAGACCCACUAGACACACAACACACACACACACACACACACACACACACACACACACACACACAAAACCCCAACCGCACAGGCACAUACCCAAAGCUAGUUUUUGUCCAUCACUGAGUUGGAGCCAGCUCUUUACCUGUGACAAGGUUGAAUAUUGGCCAUUUUUCAAGUGACUGUAUAUAUCCAAAUUUUGUAAAUGGUGUUUUCUUAAGCAUUCAAUAUAGAAGUAUUAUUUAUACUUCUCUUUGUGACAGUUUGUAAAUAAAUCUCUGGCUUACGUAUUGUUUUAUUAUAGAAGUUUUGCUUGUUACACCUUGUUACAAAUAUGCAAAUCAUUUUGUUAGUUUCCGUAAUACUGUGUAUUACCGCUUGAAACACGCGUGUGUUUGACAUAAUGUAAGACAAACUAGGGGUGUUAGGUAAACUGAGCAAGUGGCAAUUGGAAGACCAGGAACACAAAUGCCUUGGGACUUCUUGUCUCCUUCCCAUUUCUCUUGGAUGCCUCAGAUGAGCAUGCUAAGUGUCUAGCGUGGAGAUGGGCUAAACAGCAACCUCCUCUGUGAUGAGAAAUACUGACAAUCGGAAGGAAUAUGUUGAGCCCCAGACGGGCCACCCCAGGCAAGUCUCCUGGAGAAGCUCGCCUUGCUCUGAACGAAGACCUCGGAGAGACUGCAAAGCGUCCUUACCAUUCUCAUUCAGACUGGAAGAAAGGCUGCCUCCGGUCCCAGCACCCCUAGUGUGUAUAUCUGUAGUGUACAGGUGAUUUGUUCCUGGUGGUAAGGCCUUUCAAUAUGUGUUUGAAUGUAAGACUUGGAGUUCAGGAGAAGAGUCUAUUGAUAUGAAGAGUUCAUUUGGGAUUUGUCUCUCUGAUGGUUUCUGUCUGCAGCUACAGUCAUGUAUAUUUAAGUGUCUGUUUAUAGAAGAGCCACUGUAUUGUAAAUGCCUUAAAAUGUUCAUGCUUUGUGGAAUCCUAUUUUAAUAGUCACAUCCUACUUCAGCCAUACAUUUGUAAUAUAGCAUCAGCUUUGAGCACAGGAUGGUUCUUCCUUCAUGCCAUAAUAAACUGCCAUGAGAGAACUGCA